UUUGAGGAGGCACCCAAGGAAUGAAAGGUGUCCCCCAAACCAAAUGUCAGGAUGCCCCGAGAGCAAGGGCUUGGCUGCCAGAGGCCCUUCCUGCCUCCCCUGCCCUGCGGGGGGCCCCACUCAAAGGGGCGGAGGCUGGAGCUGUGUGGCCUGCCUGCCUGCUCUGUCCCCCGUCCAGGUGCGGCUGCAGACCCAGAGCACUUACCGAGGCAUCGUCGACUGUAUAGUCAAGACUUAUCGCCAUGAGUCGAUCCUUGGCUUCUUCAAGGGGAUGAGCUUCCCCCUCGCCAGCAUAGCUGUGGUCAACUCAGUCCUGUUCGGGGUCUACAGCAAUGUCCUGCUGCUGCUCACAGCCACCUCCCACCGUGAGCGGCGGGUCCAGCCUCCCAGCUACACGGCCGUCUUCGUAGCUGGCUGCACCGGAGGGUUCCUGCAGGCCUUCUGCUUGGCCCCUUUUGACCUCAUCAAAGUUCGGCUACAAAACCAGACAGAGCUGAGGGCACAGCCUGGGAGCCACCCACCCCGAUACCGGGGGCCCGUGCACUGUGCGGCCUCCAUCUUCCAGGAGGAGGGGCCCCGGGGGCUGUUCCGGGGAGCCUGGGCUCUGACGCUGAGGGACACCCCCACGGUGGGAAUCUACUUCGUCAUCUAUGAAUGGCUCUGUCGCCAGUUCACGCCACAUGGCCAGAACCCCAGCUCAGCCACAGUGCUGGUGGCCGGGGGCUUUGCAGGCAUCACCUCUUGGGCGGCAGCCACCCCCUUGGACGUGAUCAAGUCCCGGAUGCAGAUGGAUGGGCUGAAGCAGAGGGAAUACCGGGGGAUGCUGGACUGCAUGGUGGCCAGCGCCCGGCAGGAAGGGCUGGGGGUCUUCUUCCGGGGCCUGACCCUCAACAGUGCCCGCGCCUUCCCUGUCAACGCCGUCACCUUCCUCAGCUACGAGUACCUCCUCCACUCGUGGGGAUGACCCUGGCUGGGCACUGACAGCAGCUAGCUCCCCAGUGGGACUGACCACCACCCAGCUACCCAGAUUGAAGGCCAAGUUGAAAGCACCAGGUUGAAAUUUCAAUGUAAGAGGCUCAACCUUUCUUGUCAAGGCGCCUCCCAGUCCAGAAGAUGCAGAUGUGGACGGGGAGACAGCACUGGGGACCCCGCCCAGAAUCCAGGGCAGGCCUCAGCCCCUGGAGCUCUUGCCUUGAUUCCUUCAUACACCAAGUAACCAGGGGUGCUGGUGACAUUCCUUCCCGCAUCCAGCGACUUUACCCGUUCAGGAGCUCCUCCACUCCCCUGCCUGGCUGCUAACGGUCCCCUGGGUUCCCAGGGCAGUGUCCACCUGCACCUCGCCUUACUACCCAUCAGACCUCUCCCUGCCUGACUCCAGAGUGGCCGUUACAUCUCCUGGCCUUUGGAGUCCUACAGUGACUCCCAUCAUGCUCAGGGAAACCCAAACUCCACCCCCUCCCGAUGGGGUGCUGGGGGAAUCUCCCCGCCCGCUCACCUUGACCACAGCCCUCACCUGUCGUGGUGCUUGGCUGACUUCCCUGCUGCCUCAUUAAACUGCCAGCUCCCUGAGGCCAGUGGUCACACAUCUGCUCAUUUCCCAGCUCAGAGCCCGGUGCUCGCAGCAGCCCAGCAAAUACCUGUCGAAGGAAGUGGAGUUGCAUUCCUGGCCUCUCUCCUGACUGCAGCCACCCUGCUUCCUUGGUCAUGUCCCUGCCCCUACCAAUGCCCCCAACCCUUCACUGAGAGGUUUGCCUACCCUGGGGUCACUCCCAGUGGAGGGGUACCAGAAGUCAGGGGUAUCUGCUGGGCCUGCUCCCAUGCAUGGCACAUACAUACUUAUCUCAAUUGCAAAGUGAGCAUUAAAAACUGGCUAAGAGAGCCCUGGCUGGUGUAGCUCAGUGGAUUGAGCGCGGGCCCGUGAACCACAGGAUCGCUGUUUGAUUCCCAGUCAGGGCACAUGCCUGGGUUGCAGGCCGGUUCCCUGCAGGCCAGUUCCCAGCAGGGGAUGCACAAAAGGCAGCCAUACAUUGAUGUUUCUCUCCCUCUCUCCUUCUCCCCCUUCCCCUCUAAAGAUAAAUAAAUAAAAUCUUUAAAAAAAAAACAAAACUGGCUAAGAGAGCCCUGGCUGGUGUGGCUCAGUGGAUUUGAGUGCCAGCCUGCAAAUCAAAGGGUUGCCGGUUCAAUUCCCUGUCAGGGCACGUGCCUGGAUUGUAGGCCAGGUCCCCAGUGGGGGGCACGUGAGAGGCAACCACACAUCGAUGUUUCUCUCCCUCUCUUUCUCCCUCCCUUCCCCUCUCUAAAAAUGAAUAAAUAAAAAUCUUUUUAAAAACUGG
Molecule: messenger RNA, 2333 nt
Organism: Artibeus jamaicensis (Jamaican fruit-eating bat)
Lineage: Eukaryota; Metazoa; Chordata; Mammalia; Chiroptera; Phyllostomidae
Gene: SLC25A45
Product: solute carrier family 25 member 45
Exons: 4
Coding region: 44-964 (306 amino acids)
Biological process (GO): transport
Cellular component (GO): mitochondrion
Molecular function (GO): transmembrane transporter activity
Source: RefSeq, a predicted model, not a curated record